Messenger RNA from Strigops habroptila (Kakapo), 4394 nucleotides. RefSeq names its product unconventional SNARE in the ER 1 (gene USE1). Gene Ontology annotation, molecular function: SNAP receptor activity. Gene Ontology annotation, biological process: retrograde vesicle-mediated transport, Golgi to endoplasmic reticulum. NCBI's taxonomy places the organism in Eukaryota, Metazoa, Chordata, Aves, Psittaciformes, Psittacidae. The record is from RefSeq and is a predicted model, not a curated record. Gene Ontology annotation, cellular component: endoplasmic reticulum; SNARE complex. The coding region runs from base 77 to 856 and encodes 259 amino acids. The transcript has 8 exons.
GCCCGUGUCCCGCCCCACAAUGGCGCCCGCCGCCCGGAAGUGGCCCUGGGGCAGCUUCCUCUAGCGACCGUUCGCAAUGGCGGCGACGCGGCUGGAGCUGAACCUGAUGCGGCUCCUGAGCCGGUGCGAGGCGCUGGCGGCGGAGCAGCGGGACCCCGAGGAGUGGCGGCUGGAGAAGUAUGUGGCUGCUCUUGAAGACAUGCUCCGGGAGCUGAAGAAGCAGGCCAGCAAGCCAGCCCCAGAACUGCUGAACGAAUACUCUCGCAAAGUGGACUUCCUGAAGGGACUUUUAGAAGCUGAAAAAUUGCCUUCCUCAACUGAAAAGGCUUUGGCAAAUCAGUUCCUGGCCCCUGGACGCACCCCUACAACAACUAAAGAGAGAACCCCAGCUACCAAAACAGUUCAUCUGCAAACAAAGGCUCGUUGCACAGGCAAAAUGAGGAGCGAGCUGCUUGGUACAGACCCCUUGGCUAUAGAUGAUUCUGAGGAGUUAAACAUCAGGAAGCGGAAAGGCCUUGUAUCUGAUGAGAAGCAGUCAGCAGUGGAGCUGGAUGCUAUGUUGCAGCAUCAUCAGGACAUGCAGGAGAAAUUAGCUGAAGAAAUGCUGAGUUUGGCUCGCAGUCUCAAAAACAACACUCUGGCUGCACAGAAUGUGAUAAAACAAGAUAACCAGACACUAUCCCAUUCUCUCAGGAUGGCAGACCAGAACUUUGAGAAGCUGAAGGAUGAAUCUGACCGCCUGGAACAGCAUGCAAAGAAAUCGGUCAACUGGCUCUUAUGGAUAAUGUUAAUUGUAGUUUGCUUUAUUUUCAUCAGCAUGAUUCUCUUCAUUAGGAUUUUCCCCAAACUGAAAUGACUGUUACUUUUUCACUUAAAACUACCAGAAGUGCAGUUGGAAAGCUUAGUUUAUAUGGUAACUGUCAGCAGGCAAUGUCUUUGCCACCUACCCUGUCCUCAGAGAGGCUGUCCAUGGCCUACCCUUGCAUCUCUUUCUUGUGCAAUGACUGGAUUCGGUGAAGGGUUUUGUGGGGAGGGCUUUCUACCCUUGGAUACUUGGUUAUUUUUUGUUACCUAGUGAAUAUUGUUGCCUCUUGGGGGGAGAACUGGGUUAAAGACGGCAAUUUACGCUGAGCUGUUAAUGAGUUCUUGAGUGGAUGGAUACAAUCCUGCUUUUAAUGUGGCUGUAGCAAACGCUUCAGCUCCUAAAAGGCAUUUAUUUAGUCAAAUAUAAGGAACAGCUGAAGUCUUAGAAUUUUUCCUGUCUUUACAGCUUUCUGUACUGAACUAGGACAUUGCUGCCAACAGGAUAUUUAACCACAGAAUUCAUCCAUUACACAACUGUAGGGGGUAGAAAGAGAACGCUGCCACUGAGCUGUGUUCCUGGCUCAGAUUUAGAGUAUCAAUAGGUAACACAAAUUCUCAGGCUCAUCUUUUUCCCAGAUGGGUAUUUGGGACUUUGGACUUUACAGUCGUCUUCAGUUUAAACUUAAUAUAGAAGGGCUGAAGUUGCUUGCUGUUGCAAUCUUUGCUUGCCUUUUUGUUUGCGCAAAUGUUCUCACUUCUUGUAGUCUGUUAUGUUGAUGCUGUUGCAUCAAGGAAACACUGACCAAGAGCGGGCACUGGAGAGGCUGGGCACAGAUGGAGUUUUAGGUGGGAAAGUGAGGAGCAAGAGCAAUGCUGGUGGCACCAUUGCGGAGCUCACUGUGUGCAGAAGAUUCCCAGCAGCAGCUUUCAGUCCUGGCUCUUUGGCUGUGGGAGCAGGGCCCGGACAUGGUGCGCCAUCCCCCGGGACGCUCUAGAGCGGCGGUUGAGAAGUUUAAAUGUGACAUUAGCCGUAUCUAUCCACUGUCACCCUCACUGCCUGCCCGUAACCACAUGGCUAACUGUAAUCUACAGGGAAGCAGAUCUGUAAGUUUGUCUGCUGCUGCUGACUCCUUCCCAAUUCCCAACUUACUCUGCUUUGACAAAGACAUGAAGUGGUAAUGAGAAAGACAAGUUCAAAAAGACAGUCAAGUUAGCAACUGCCUCUUGUCAGAUACUGGGUGUAAUUAAUUGCAUGUUCUUCCCUGAACUAUCCGUGCAGUCCUCAACAUCUGAGGAAUUGCAGUUUCUACUGAAGACAGCCUCCUGCUUCCUUCGUAAACAGGAUCUAUUUCAGGAGUAGAUGAACUAAUCCCACGGCUAUCGCGUGUCCUGGUCUUGAAUUAUAAUGAGUUUGGGAUCCUUAGGCUUGAGAAUUACAAGUUGGUAGGACGAGGAGAUCCUGAGAGAGUCAUGACUCAGAGCAACUUGCAUCUUGACUAUUUUCCACACUGUAACUGAGGUAAAGUUUGGUGGUGGGAAGAUGGACUAGGCUAGGUUGGACGGGGCUUGGAGCAACCUGCUCUAGUGGAAGGUGUCCCUGCCCCUGGCAGGGGUUGGAACUAGGUGAGCUUUAAGGUCCCUUCACCCCAAGCCAUUCUGUGAUUCUAUAACUAGUAAGGCUGCAGUCCGCAGACGGAUGAGUCCAGCGCAGUGUGCCACGCCAGGCAGGAGCGUGCUGCUUUCAUUGAUGUUUGCAGUUUGAUCAGAGCAAGCCAGGCUGGGCGUGCAGGGACUUUGGUUUUCCACACGAGGGUGCUGUCCUCAUUGGCAAAGGCCACACUUGAUGUUUUCCAGGGGAGCACAUCCUAACCCAGCAUCGCAGCAGAGAUACCGGAAUCACACUGACCAUGGGGCCCGAUCUUUAUUAGGACUUGUUGAACAGGAUUGCAGAGAGUGACUCUCUCAUCGUCUGUAACUAGAGGACUUGUUCGACAUUGAGGACAAUAUCAUCCCGCUCACAGUGGGCAGCUGGUGGGUAAAAGAUUACAUUUUAAAAAACCCACUGGUUUUCCUACUCAUAAAUAUAUUGAAAUAUAAAUACAAACCCAUUGGGGGUUCAGCAGCCCGUGUUCUAAAAUAAGUGAUGUUUUUUUAAGUACCUAAAAUCCUAAUUAUUUCAUGGAACAACUUAAAGCCUGAUGUUUAAGGAACUGCGUCCAUCUUUGGUUCAGAUCCUUUUGGAUGUCUUGGUACAUAUGCAAAAAACCUUAUCUUUUAUGGCUGUGGGAGUGAGGGGCAGUGUUCAGCACUCAUAGUUCAAAAUUGAUGAUUUAUACAACUCAUAGGACACGCAUGGUUCAGGGCUCUUCACCAAGGCUUUGUAUUUUGAGGUGCUUUGAUGGGUGGAGCUUUACAGGCUUGUGCCAUAGAGACAGUAUGGGGUCCUGCUCCAGUUUGUGGGGAAUGGUCACCCUUGGUGAAGCUGUUCCUGCUGUGCUCUCAGUAACUACACCCAUAUCUUGAUAGUAACUCAAUAGAAAGGUUGGACCAGAUGAUCCUUGAGGUCCCUUCCAACCUGCUAGUCUAUGAUUCUGUGCUUUGAUGCUGCAGGGCAGCGUGCUGGGGACUCUCUAAAGGGGGCAUACAAGAAAUCUGGAGGGAGAUUUCUUUAAAUUGCCUGUAGGGACAGGACAAGGGGAAUGGCUUUAACCUGCCAGAGGGGAGACUGAGAUGAGCUCUGAGGCAGAAGCUCUUCCCUGUGAGGGUGCUGAGGCGCUGGCACAGGGUGCCCAGAGAAGCUGUGGCUGCCCCAUCCCUGGCAGUGUUCAAGGCCAGGUUGGACACAGGGGCUUGGAGCAACCUGCUCUAGUGGAAGGUGUCCCUGCCCGUGGCAGGGGGUUGGAACUGGAUGAACUUUAAGGUCCCUUCAACCCAAACCAGUCUGUGAUUGCACAGACAAAUAACACCCUAAACACAGUCCUUCCUUUGUUCCAACUGUCUUAAAUGUUUUUGUUUCAUCUUCCACGUGCACUGAACUGAGCAGAUACUUUUUUCUCAUGAAAUACACAUCCUUUGGCGGUCUGUGUAUUUCAUUGAUGUCAGUGGGCUUUGGACCAGACCCAGAAAAGCUGGUUUUAUGAAGACAGAUGCUGCAGGUCACAUAGUUUUAAGUUGGUUUCAGUGAUGCCACAUGACGAGCUACAGGAGCACUACCUGCAUGUAGGAGCACUGUGAUGUGGCCAGAGAUUCCUAAAAUGAUUGUAAGUCUAGGGUCCUACUUUCCUCAUGCAACUAUAUUCACUGAUAUAUCUGCAACAAUACUAAUCUGUUUAUGUCAGCCUGGCUACUGGAGCAGAAACUGUAUUUUCAAGCCAUCACUCUGCUACGAGCUCGAUUGUGUAACGCCUGAUUGGAAAGGAACGUGUGGACUAAAAUGUAUAAGUGAGAAAAUUCUAACAAGUCACUGUAUUUGUUUUAAAAUUAACAUUUCUAGCCACAAAGGUAUUUAUAACCAUGCUUAUUAUAACUGUGCUGACUAACAGCUUUAGAAAAGUCUGGAAAUAAAGAGCUGAUGGACAGCAUUUUAGUAA